Molecule: messenger RNA, 2540 nt
Organism: Phytophthora nicotianae INRA-310
Lineage: Eukaryota; Oomycota; Peronosporomycetes; Peronosporales; Peronosporaceae
Exons: 3
Coding region: 23-2263 (746 amino acids)
Molecular function (GO): protein binding
Source: RefSeq, a predicted model, not a curated record
UUAUGCGGCUUUUGUCAGCAACAUGACUCUGACGCCACUGCCAUCGGAGUGGCUGGUACGUGUGUCCCGCUCCAAGAGCAAAGUUUACUACUACCACACGCUCACCAAGAAGACGCAGUGGUCUCGCCCCACGCCUGAAGAAGUUGCAGCCGCCAACGCUGCAUCAGCUGCAAUAGAACCAGAAGAGGAGAGUGGUGCUGAUCGACUCCGCAAGCGUCAGAAACUCGAUCAACCUGAUGAAACUACACUUGUAGAGCACAAGAACAGCGUCCUUCAUACUCUUAUCACUACUUCCAUGCGCGUCGGAGGUAGCUCCUUAACCCGCGGGACGAAGAGAGUUGUGGUGUUUACUCCAUGGCCACACCAAUUGACAGCAGUGGAGAAUAUCAUUACAGCCAUUCAGUCGAGGACAAUCGAAGACGACGAAGUGUCCACAGGGACAGAGGCAUUCUUAUUACAACACAGCACCGGUGCAGGCAAGACGCUGACCAUUGCAGCGCUCUCUCAUCAGCUGCUGUCCGCGAAGGACCCUUUGUCCUUGAGGUUCCACACUAUCGUAGUCAUGCUGGACCGAGUCAAGCUGAACGAGCAGGUGGGAGACGCAGUGGAGACGUAUCUUCAUCGCAAUGGAGUGGACGAGGUCUUUCGAGCCGAGAGUAUCGAGCAUCUGGCUAAAUUGCUGGACGCACAGCAGCAAGAGAGUCCUCAGAGAGUGAUCAUCACUACAACUCACAAGAUGGGGCUGCUGGUAAAAGAUGACGUGUUGCUAACGAGGCUACUCCAUCGUAGUUCGAGUGUAAAAGCAGGUACUAAAGAGGAUGAAGCUGAGAAUGAUCCGUUCCAGCGCGUGGCGAUCAUCACAGAUGAAGCGCAUCGAUCACAUACGUCAUCCACACGGGACGCUAUUGAGAAGGUCAUGAAGGCGGGAGAAGGCAGUCAUGCUCGACUCACGUUCGUCGGAUUUACAGCGACACCGAACAGCGAUGCUCUCGAACUGUUUGGUACUCAGACAGAUGAUGGCUUUAGGCAUCCAUUUCAUUGCUACCCGAUUGCUCAGGCCACAGAUGACGGUCGGAUUAUGAACAUCCUUGACGACUACACCUGUGUGCGUUGUGAGGUGGAGACUUCAGUGUUCCCCAAACCAGUACAAGAACUGUUGCAAACGCAUCAUGGGGCUCGACGUCGUAUUCUUGACUAUGCAAGUGACGAUGUUGCCGUGUUAAAAGCCAAGGCGUUGAUAAUGAUGACAGAUUUCCGAUCUAUGAAACGAAAACACCCGAAGGUGAAAUGUAUGAUUGUGGUGCGUAAUCGUCAAGAUGUCGUGCGAUACUACAAGCUGAUCACUACGUUCGUCGCGAAGAAAAAGAUUGGAUGGAAUUGUUAUGCUGCUUUCAGUGGCUCUGUGGCUUUGGAUGAAGCUGGAAGCAGCGCAAAGUCCGUAACAGAGCUGACACUGAACAACCGGAGCGUCACACUCGCCAUCAGUGACGUCGUUAUUGUCUGUGAAAAACUCGAUACGGGCUACAAUGAGCCCUUACUCGCGUGUAUGUACGUUGAUCGCUACUUACGCUCCAGUGCACACACGGUGCAGGUCCUGAGUCGUCUCAAUCGUCGUCACAAGGACAAGCCCAGUGUCCGCGUGUUGGAUUUCGCCAAUCAUGCAGCACAGAUCCGAAGAAGCUUCUCCGAUUUCUGGAGAGAAGCCAGAGUCCCGAAUUUGACGAAUUCGGUUGAUGAGAUUGCAGAGAAGAAAGAUCUAGUGACAGCUAUCGCCGUUCUCUGUGAUUAUUUCCCAGAGCUGUGCACGUCUCCUAUUGAGAUCGAGGACCCCCGCUCGUUUGUGGAAGAGAAUAUGCUCCCACUAGAGCGCGAUGCGUUUCAGCAAGUGGUGGAUGCAUUACGCGGCGCUAUCGCUGCCUUCAAAAAGCUCGAACAAGUUGGAUGUGACGGUUUCUUCGAAUCCAUAUCCCCAUUCAGCUACUAUUUACUCUAUGAGCUUAAGAAGGAGACCGAAAAUCAUCUUGUCACGGUGGACGCAGACGUAGAGCUGUCCCUGGGUGAAAUCAAGACCAAAAUGUCGGCUCGAGUCCAAAAUUACCGCAUGUAUUUCUCUGGUGCACUAUAUCCCCAGUCGCUUCUGGUACGCUGCGAUCUUUUGUUGAAACAUCACAGACGUAUCGUUUUUUUUUUCUCACAUGUCAAAACUUUUAACCAUUCUCGUUUUCAUUGCAGGACCGUGUGGAGAGUGGAACGAAAUUCUUGAAAAUGGAAUCGUGUUUGCUGGGAUUUGGAGAGCUAGAGCAGUUUGAGGCUUUUCUCCUUGCCAGCUCAGCUCGGAACAACAAGCAGUUCGUCGAUUCUUCAAUUAUGAAGCAGAUUAUUAAGGCAUCAACGAGGUUUACAGCCUCCUCUUCUAAAGGAUCAACGGAAGAAGAACCUCGGAAUUUAACACAAAUCGUCGCCUUACGAGACGAACUCACAGCUUAUCUGCGGGAUACAUGUAACUGAAAAUAAUUAGAAAACGCGUCGUUGAUCAGUCU